Molecule: messenger RNA, 3280 nt
Organism: Electrophorus electricus (electric eel)
Lineage: Eukaryota; Metazoa; Chordata; Actinopteri; Gymnotiformes; Gymnotidae
Gene: kcng1
Product: potassium voltage-gated channel, subfamily G, member 1
Biological process (GO): action potential; potassium ion transmembrane transport; protein homooligomerization
Cellular component (GO): membrane; voltage-gated potassium channel complex
Molecular function (GO): delayed rectifier potassium channel activity
Source: RefSeq, a predicted model, not a curated record
AUGGAGUGGGGGGGGGAGGAGGAGUAGGUCGCUGUAGCCUGUUGCUCAUGUUCAGGCAGUGUGCUGGUAGCACUCCUGAAACGCAGCGCUUGUUCUCAGAUGACGUGGAGCUGGAGCUCUGAACUGCAGCUCAUGUCGUCUCCUGCUUGCCUCCUGUUCGUCUCUUGAUCGUCUCCUGACCGUCUCUUGGCUCAUCUCCCUCUGUCCCCCAGCGUUCUCUCUGCGCUUCAUUUACUGCUGAUUUCCAAACACCAUGAACAUGAUAAGCUGCAGGUGAACUAACCCAAAACUGCGUUGUUUUAGAUCUUCACAGCUCAUCGUGAUAUGGGCAGGUGGGUCAUGACACCCUGUUAAGAUGCCUGCUGAGCAAAGCCGAUGAAGAGAUUAACUUGAACACUCAGCCAGCAUCAGCGACAUCACUCUCGAGGCACUGUGUUCCUCCACAGACCACUAUGCUCUUGAUUCCUGGAAGUGCUUUGACAUAAUGGAGCUUUACCGCAGAGAAAGCUAUGAGCUCACUGGCCCGCGCCUGCAUAGUGCAAUGAAGAUGGACGAUAAAUGGGUCAGGACCAGCAUGUGAGGGCUGGCGGACUGGCAUGUGAUCCGCCCUGAGGAGCAGGUGGCCGGGUGAAAGAUGACUUUGCUGGCUGGCGAUGGCUCUGACUAUGACUACAGCGCCCUUAGCUGCACCUCAGACAACUCCAUAAACCCACCACCUGUCCAGGAGCAGGAGGCUCUUAAGGGCGUCUACUAUAAGCGGGCUCAGCGUCUCCUUGCGGUGACCCCCACCGGCGACGGUUCGAGGGCGAACGCCCCGGGCGGGGCCCCAGCCAGUGCACAGCGUCCACAUGCCAUCAUCAACGUGGGUGGCUUGCGUUACCGCCUGCCGUGGAGCACGCUGGAGGAGUUCCCGCUGUCACGCCUGGGCCGGCUGAGACUGUGCAGCAGCUUUGAUGAGAUCAUGCGCGUGUGCGACGACUACGACGUGGCACACAACGAGUUCUUUUUUGACCGCAGCCCGUGCGCCUUCCGAGCCAUCCUGACGUUCCUGCGUGCUGGCCGGCUGCGUGCGCUUCGCAACACGUGCGCCCUCUCCUUCCGCGACGAGCUGCUCUACUGGGGUGUGCCCGAGGAGAGUCUGGAGUGGUGUUGCCGCCGGCGCCUACUCCAGCGUGCCGAGGAGUGCGAUGAACUGGAGCGUGCCGCCGCCGAGGAGGAGGAGGACGAAGAAGAGGAGGAGGCGGACGAGCAGAGCGAAGGCGGCCGUGGGGGCUCACGGCUGGCCCGCUGCAUGGCCAAGCUCAGGGACAUGGUAGAGAGGCCGCACUCAGGCCUGCCUGGAAAGAUCUUCGCCUGCCUCUCUGUGUUGUUUGUCACCAUCACGGCUGUGAACCUCUCCAUUAGCACCAUGCCCGCCAUGAGGGUGGAGGAGGAAGCGGGAAAGUGUUCUCAGAUGUGCUACAACAUCUUUAUCGUGGAGACAGUGUGCGUGGCCUGGUUCUCGCUGGAAUUCACGCUGCGGUUUAUUCAAGACCGCAGUAAACUGGCCUUCCUGCGGCGCCCGCUCAACCUGAUCGACGUCGUAGCCAUCUUGCCCUACUACAUCACGCUAGUGGUGGACAGUACCUCUUCGGGUGAGAAGAGGCUGGGAUCGGGGAGCAGCUACUUGGACAAAGUUGGCCUCGUGCUGCGCGUGCUGCGCGCUUUGCGCAUCCUCUACGUGAUGCGUUUGGCGAGGCAUUCGCUCGGGCUCCAAACUCUUGGACUGACGGCGCGCCGCUGCACUCGCGAAUUUGGCUUGUUGCUUCUCUUCCUCUGCGUGGCCAUUGCGUUGUUCUCGCCUCUCCUCUACCUUAUCGAGAACGAGGUGGCAGCCACACAAGAGUUCAGUAGCAUACCCGCCACGUACUGGUGGGCGGUGAUUACCAUGACGACGGUUGGUUAUGGUGACAUGGUACCGCGCAGUAUCCCCGGGCAGGUGGUCGCACUGAGUAGCAUCCUCAGCGGGAUUCUUCUCAUGGCCUUCCCCGUUACGUCAAUCUUCCACACGUUCUCGCGUUCCUACGUCGAGUUGAAGCAGGAGCAACAGCGGUUGUUGCAGCGACGGACUCACUUUAUGCUGCGCAGCCGCAUGGCUGGCCUCGGCAGCAAUAUGUCACUUGAAAGCGACGUCCUCUUCCCUAGCGCCUCGUCUGAUCCAAGAGACGCAAAUGACUGACAGAGGAAUGACUGGAGAAUACUGUGGACAAGGACAACCAUGUUUAGAGACAUUGCUUUAUCAAAUCCGAAGUGAGAGAGCACUCCUGAAGCUUAACGUAAUAAUCUCAAAGUGCGCCGAGCUUUUCAGUGCACAUAAACAUAAGCGACCUCAUAAAACAUAACGCAUGUUAAAAUUAGCGUCAGUGUUUCCCAGUUUUAUCCUUCUCAGUUCCGGCGAGGGAGGCAGGUCCCUUUGCUCUUAACUAUUAAUAAAUCUACUCGGUUUUUUUAAGUGGUUGCAUCAAGGAAAAAGUAACCUACCGUGUGUGUAUGUUUUUGAUUCAACAAAUUAUUUCUAAAUGUUAACGACUUUGAUGCAUGAGUUUAAGUCUAAAUGGAGCUCUUGUCCCCAUAUAUUUUAAACAGCCAGAUCAUUGUAACUCCUUUGUGUUACUAUUAUUGUAAGUUUCCAGAAUGUGGUAAUUAAGAACAUUGAUUUGAAGUUAUUUGGAAUGUCACUUUUUGCCGGUAAUUAUAUAGGACUAUUUUUAAUUUAUUUAUUUUUUUUGAAUAAUUUCUUAAAUACAUAUAUAGCAUACGGACAAUAAAUUUGUUUUGAUUUCCUUUGGUGUAUUUUACUCUUCACAUACAACAAAUAAUUUGUUUGUCAAAGAUACAAAUGUUCAAAAAUACAGAGACGAGUUACUGUGCUAUGGUGUUAACCUUAGUUUAACUAUAGUAUUUUUCCACAGAGUAAUGUCGGGUUAAUUUAUUUGGUUUCGAUGUUCGUAGAUUACCCUGUCCAUGUCCAAACCCGUUUAUCUCAUUUAAACACCAGAGGGCAGCAUUGUGACACAUACUGAUACAAAAACCUAAUUGUAAUCUAAGGUUUUGCUUUCUUUUGUUUUUUGGACAGAAAAGUGGAAAUUUCCAGAAAUAACGCAUAACUCAUUAUGAAACUGUCAUUUCAACUGUUGAAUUAUGUAUCCAAUAUGCACAUGACUUAGAAUCCAGAUGAGACUUAUCAGUCUGAUUUAAGUAAUCAGUAAAAAGGACAAGCAGAAAUCAAAAUGAGUUUUCA